UUAAAUAUAUGACUUGAUAUUAAAGGCCAGAAUUUAGCAGACUCUGGCAUAAAUAAGCGCUUAAUUCGAGCAUAAAUAUUAGAUCACGUGCUUGGCUAGGAGCCUCGGGGCAGUAAUGUCAUUUACAAGAGUAGUUGAGGCAAAUGUAUUGCAAGUUGAAAGGAUGCCUGAUCAAUUUAGUGGGAGGCUUAUUCGGGGUUGGGGGAAGAAUAAAAGAAAGCCCGGGGAUGCAGCUCUGUGGUAGCAUGCUUGCCCAGCCUUGAGGGUCCUGGUUCCACAAGUACCUGGCAAACGGGCUGUUUGAGAGCUUUGGGCUCACACGCAGAACCCAUCCGCGAUGAACGUCAGCCCCCUUUCGGGAAACUGCUCAAAAUGUCCACCACAAACGCCCACAAACGGGCUCUCUCCCAGUACCACAGUGGAAGCUCGCCAUAGGCAGUUUGUUUCCAGCGCCAAGGGACCCGGAAACCCUGAAGCGAGAUUGACACGAGCCUCGCCCAAUGGCAGAGCACACAAAGGCGGGCCUUCGCGUGCACGUCCAAUCGGUUAGCUCCCUGGAAGGCCAAGGCGGAAGCGGCCGCCAUGGAGGCGCUCGUGCAUCAUGUGGAGCGCUUCUCCGAGGUCCUGGCCGUGUCGUGUGGGCCGCUGGUGCGCUCCUGGGAUGCAACGACCGUGCGUAGGGCGCUGCAGUGGGCGCGCUAUCUGCUCCACGUGUACCGACGCUUCGCGGGCCGCGGCCGCGCGCGGGAGGCGCUAGAGAGGCGGAUCCAGUCGCUGGGCGGGCCGCCCGGGCUGCGCAGCUUCGCGGCGCUGGAGUUCGGGGACGCGCGCCUCGCCCUGCGCCUGCUGCGGAACCGCGCGCUCGCGCCCGCCGCCGCCCACGCGCUGCCGAGCCUGCUCUUCCCCGGGCCCGGCGCGGACAGCGAGGACGACGCGCCGCAGUCGCGCCUGGCGCUCGUGGCGCGCCGCGGGAGCGCGCUGCACCUGCUGCUCCGCCUCGGCGGGGACGCGCCCCGGCGCGCGCUACUGCGCACGCACGCGGAGCUCCUGUGCGCGCGCCUGCACGAACUGGGCGGCGCUGCCCCGGCGGCCGGGCGCGAGCUCCUCGAGACGUUGUGGGCCCGGGGGCCUCGGGAGCACGUGCUGAACGUGGCGGGCGAGGCGCUGCUGCGCGAUGUAGACCCGCAGCCCGCUCACGCCGCAGACUCUGCGGGUGCAAAAGAGACACAGGAACUGCUGCGGUGGCUUCUGGACAGCCCCGAGGUCUUGACCGCCUUCUGCCGCCAGCUGCCCGCUGUGCGCCUGGCCUCCUUGGCCGGCCGCCACCCCACGCUGUGUCGCGCCUACCUGGGCUUGCUCACAGUCUGGGCCACGCAGCUGCGCUAUGACCUGCAGAAGGGCUUCUGGGUCCCCACGCAGCCUGAGGACAUGCCCUGGGAGGAGUUGUGCCUCCGGCUGCAGAGCCUGUGCCAGGCCCCACCACCCCUGCAGGAAGAGGUACUGGAGACUGUGCGCACCAACAAGGCGCUGGAUGGAGACUUCGAGGUUCCCGGGAUGAGCAUCUGGACGGACCUACUGCUGACCCUGCCUGGUGGUGCUUAACUGAGUAUGGGAACAUGUGAGGUUCUUAAGUCCCAGGCCGAGCAUCUGGACAGACCCACCUCACAGGGAGGGAUAGAGGAAACAGCAGACAUCUCAGCCAAGCCUCCACACUCUGGUGUCCUGUUACUACCUGACUAUAUAUACAGUUUACAAAGUGUCAGCGUUUUCACCAAUGCCCUGUGCUACAUGGUCCCCAAACCUAAUUAUUUAGGUGCCAAGUUUAAGUGGUUCGUAACACAAGCACAAAUAUUCUUUGAGUUUUCUAGAUUCCGGAAAUAGUGUUAUUUCCCUUACGAUGGUGGGUCCAAGAUCUUGGCCAUGUUGGGCAAGUGCUUCACCACUGAGCUACAUACCUUCCCUUGGAAGAAUUCUUAAAGCCAUGGAAUUUUCAGCUUGUUUUGUAUAAAGCUAACUUGUAAGAAUACUAAAAAUAGAUACACCUUUUAAAGGAAAAACGAUUGACUUUUCUUGUUUACUGACUCUUUACUGGUGAAAAGCUUUGUUUAACCAGAAACACGAGGUAGAAUCAAAAUGUUAGUUUCAAAGCUGCCUAGCUAUAGUCAAAGUCUAGAUGUGCCUUCCUUAACCUGUUCGCCAGCCUUAAUGUGCAUCAAAGCUGUGUGUUCAGAAAGUUCUGUCCCUCGUUUGUAAAAGUCACUACUCUCAGAAGUCAACAUAACAGCGAAUUAUAGCAUUUCUUGACUGCACACAUAGUGUUUAGAGCUAGUAAGUAUCCUUUUGGGGAUUUCGAUUGGAUGGUAAAGAGAUCAAACUAGUAAGUUAAUGGCACUUGUGCCAUUAAUCAGGUUGAGUUGGCUCUUUUUCCUCAUAGUUGCUGGAUGGAGACUAUUUGGAGUGUUUGUGACUAAGAACCCAACUUACAUCUUCUAGAUUCUGACAGGAUUCCUUUGUGUAUUUACACAGGAGUGACAACUCAGCCACAUUCGUUAUAUUUUCAGCACUUUGGGACAUUUUCCUACUCAUUUUUUUUUUCUGGUCACUCUCAGCAAGGUAUACACGUUCCUUUUUCUCCUGGACCCUUGGCAGCAUUUAUUAUUAUUAUUAUUAUUUUUUUUUUUGUUUUUCGAGACAGGGUUUCUCGCAUUUAUUAUUUUUUAUGAAGCUAGUCAGUUUCCGAGUUCUGUUUUGAUGUUUUGGGGUCUCUGUUGCUGAAGUUAGCCUAGAACUCACUGUCUGCCCAUGCUAGCCUCAGAGUCCUGCAGUAUUCUCCUGCCUCAGCCUCCUCAAUGCUGAGUGUGAACCAAUACAUAUACCUGAAUUCUGUGUUUCCAUGGUUUUGAUAUUUUAAUAUUGUUGCAUCUCACUCAUAACUUAUUUUCUGUUUUAUUUUUGUUUGUUACAGGAGGAAACUAAGUUUCAUAUAGUAAAGGACAUCUUGAUUCUCUCACAGUUUUAUCACUUCCGUUUCAGAUGAUUUUGUGGGUUCCAAGAUUGUGUUUCCAUUUACUUAUUGGCUUUUGUUUAUUUAUUUUGAUUUUAGGAUUGUUUUGGGAAACACCUCAUGGUGUUAAACAUUUUAAUGUGUAUUUACAAAUGCAUGCCUGACACUAGGUUUCGAUCCUAAUACAUGAACUAGCUUUGUGGGAGCUUAGCCUGUUUGGAUGCUCACCUUCCUGGGCCUGGAUGGAAGUGGGAGGACCUUGGUCUUCCUGUAGGGCAGGGAAUUUG
Messenger RNA from Chionomys nivalis (European snow vole), 3291 nucleotides. It is a transcript of the gene Fancf, whose product is annotated as FA complementation group F. Gene Ontology annotation, biological process: interstrand cross-link repair. The transcript has a single exon. The record is from RefSeq and is a predicted model, not a curated record. Gene Ontology annotation, cellular component: Fanconi anaemia nuclear complex. NCBI's taxonomy places the organism in Eukaryota, Metazoa, Chordata, Mammalia, Rodentia, Cricetidae. The coding region runs from base 583 to 1602 and encodes 339 amino acids.